Eimeria mitis is the source of this 573-nucleotide messenger RNA. RefSeq lists its product as uncharacterized. NCBI's taxonomy places the organism in Eukaryota, Apicomplexa, Conoidasida, Eucoccidiorida, Eimeriidae. The transcript has 2 exons. Bases 1 to 573 code for a protein of 190 amino acids. The record is from RefSeq and is a predicted model, not a curated record.
AUGGAGACGGGGGAGGGGUGGAAGGAUAGCAGCGAAAGGCGAAGGGGUGAUGCAGCAGCAGCAGCAGCAGCAACAGCAGCAGCAGCAGCAGCAGCAAGAACAGCAACACCAGCAGCAGCAACAGCAGUAACAACAGCAGCAAAAGAAGAGACAACAACAACAGCAGCAGCAACAACAGCAACACCAGCAGCAGCAACAGAAGCAGCAGCAGCAGUAGCAGCAGCAGCAGCAGCAGCAACAGCAGCAGCAGCAACAGCAGCAGCAGCAGCAGCAGCAGCAGCAGGCAACAGCAGCAGCAGCAGCAGCAGCAAGAACAGCAACACCAGCAGCAGCAAAAGCAGUAACAACAGCAGCAAAAGAAGAGACAACAACAACAGCAGCAGCAACAACAGCAACACCAGCAGCAACAACAGCAACACCAGCAGCAACAACAGCAACACCAGCAGCAGCAGCAGCAGCAACAGCAGCAGCAGCAGCAGCAGCAGCAGCAGCAGCAGAUAUACCUGCUGUAUAGCUGCCUAUACACCACAGCAGAAUCAAAGAAGAGCGGCCUCCUCUCAUCAUUUGCCUUAA